GCGAACCUGUCUUGUCGAUAACAGACGAAUGCGUAACGUCGGACGCGAAAAUUCAAUUCACAUAAUUAUAUUUCUGUUUCGAAAAUGAGUCGAAAAUAGUUUUCUUUUUGUUUAAAAAAAAAACCAAAAGUGUUGGUAUUUUUUUGUAUAUUAUAUUUUAUUUAAUUUUUUUAAUAAAUUGAGAGUUUAAAUGAAUUUGUAAAAGUGUUGCAUUUAUAAUUAAAAUUUGUACGUGAUAGUUUUAUUUUUUAUAUUUCUGUUAUUAAAAUUUAGAAAAAAUGAAGAAGUAUUUCUACUUUUUCGACGAGGGAAGCAAAAUCAACCAGAUUAUAUGUGCUGUACUGGUAAACUUGCCAGUCUUCGCGUACGGAGCCAGCAUAGGAUGGAUGUCUCCGAUGUCAUUGCUACUUCAGUCCAAAGACUCACCCAGGGAUGUACCAUUGACUGAUUAUGAGGUAUCCUGGAUGGCAUCAGUGCCAUAUCUAGUUUGUAUACAGGCUGAUUACUUAAUGGCUAUACUUAGUGACAAGUUAGGGAGAAAAUUCACGCUGUUCUUCACAUCUGCUACGUCUUUUCUGGCCUGGACGAUAAAAUUGUCAUCCAUGGAAGUUUGGGCGUUCAUCUUAGCGAGAGCAUUAUUUGGUAUCACCAUGGCUGGAGCCUACGUUACUUGCCCAUUGUAUACUAAGGAGAUCAGUUCAGCAAAUGUCAGAGGGACUCUCGGUACUUUGGUAAUAUUGUUUCAUACGACGGGCAAUCUCUUCUCCUACAUUAUAGGAGACAUACUGAGCUACAGGACCAUCCUAUGGAUCUGUCUGAUGCUUCCAACCCUUCACUUGAUCCUCUUCAUAAUGAUGCCUGAAUCGCCUUCGUACUUAAUCAAGAAAGGAAAGACUGAUGAAGCUAUCAGAGCAAUGGCGUGGCUCAGAUGUAGACAAGAGGAUGACCCACAGGUGAUAAGUGAAGUGAAUCAAAUCAAGAAGGAACAAAUGAAAGAUGAAGAAAACAAUGGAUUCAUUUUAAAAGCUAUACUGCAAGACAAAAUACUCCUAAGGGCGUUCAUAAUAGCUAUGGUACUAUCUUUGGCUAGAGAAGUAUGUGGCUCGAUACCAGUGCUGAACUUCGCUGGGGAGAUCUUCUACAUGGCUUCUGAAGGAUCUGGCAUAGUACUGACUCCUAAUCAGCAAGCCAUGGCUCUUGGAGCCGUUCAAGUCCUUGGAGCAAUGUUGGCUUCAUACCCAGUUGAAAAGGCUGGAAGAAAGGCACUCUUCAUAGCUACAGCUCUAGUAUCUGGCCUGAGUAUGUGUGCCCUGGCCUCCUGGUUUGUGGCUCGAGAGUACCAGGUCUUCACUCCAGCCUGGAUACCCCUUGUCACUCUCUGUUUGUGCAUCUUCUGCGACGCCCUUGGCUUGCAGCCAGUGUCUGUUAUCGUUACUGGAGAGAUAUUCUCUUUCAAAUACCGAGGCUCAGUAAUGGCAAUCACAAUGUCAGCAGCAUCAGUAGCUGCCUUCCUACAAACACUAUUCUUCAAGCCACUAGUCAACGCAGUGGGUGGACCUCAGGUAGCAUUCUACUUCUUUGGAGCAGUUUGUCUGGUAACAACUAUCUACGUAGGCAUCUGGGUACCAGAAACUAAGCAAAGAAUCUUAGAAGAAAUUUAUGAAGACUUGAAGACGAAGAAAGAGAAGAAAAUGGAAAGAGAGAAGGCACUAGCCAUUGAAGAAGGAAAGACGGUUGCUUAAGAAACUAUUAAUACUAAGACAAGAGUUAUUUCCAAUAAAAUUUUAUAAUAUAAUUUA
Spodoptera frugiperda (fall armyworm) is the source of this 1799-nucleotide messenger RNA. Its product is annotated as solute carrier family 2, facilitated glucose transporter member 6-like. Lineage: Eukaryota; Metazoa; Arthropoda; Insecta; Lepidoptera; Noctuidae. Gene Ontology annotation, molecular function: transmembrane transporter activity. Gene Ontology annotation, biological process: transmembrane transport. Bases 279 to 1742 code for a protein of 487 amino acids. The transcript is spliced from 9 exons. The record is from RefSeq and is a predicted model, not a curated record. Gene Ontology annotation, cellular component: membrane.